This is a messenger RNA of Babjeviella inositovora NRRL Y-12698, 2145 nucleotides long. RefSeq lists its product as uncharacterized. NCBI's taxonomy places the organism in Eukaryota, Fungi, Ascomycota, Pichiomycetes, Serinales. Bases 49 to 2058 code for a protein of 669 amino acids. The transcript has a single exon. The record is from RefSeq and is a predicted model, not a curated record. Gene Ontology annotation, molecular function: protein binding.
AUCUGAACAACCUCUUUGCAUCAAUUCGCAUCACCAAACCUCUUUAUCAUGCCUACCACCAACUCCAACUUUACCUCGCACUGGAUGCGCUCCAACGAGACGUCGCGUGCGGACGCCGUUGCACAGAACGUCGCGGGCCGUCGCUAUGCGAUGGACGAGAUGUUCGAUGUGUGGCACAUGCUCCAAGUACGCGGGCUUCGCACACACGCAGGUCUGGAAAACUACAAGGUCCAGACGCCUGCACCGAUUCUCCACUUGGAGUUGCAGGAGGCAAACGUGCUAGACCGCCGGUACGAGUUCCAACCAGAAGAUCCCUUGGGUGACUUGACGUCGCUGUUACAACAGUUGCAGUCGGAGACGUGGGUGCCUGCAACGGCGACCACGGGCGUGCCCGCGGCGUCGCCGUUUUUGUCGCGUGCAAGCUCCUUUAUGCACACAGGUACACCCCCUCCAUCCGCCCCGCCAGGCAUCGCACUUGCUCCGGCCGCUACCCCAACUGCGACUACGCUUCUUGCCCCGCUGCAGAUUAAUUGGAUCUACCUCGACCCCUCUGGCCUCGAGCAGGGGCCGUUUGACGGCACCCAGAUGCACACCUGGUACACCGCCAACUACCUCGCUCCGGACUUGCGUAUCCGCCGUGUCGAGGAGACGAUGUACCAGCCGCUAUCUGAGUUUGUACGCGCACUCGGUGUGUAUGACACACCGUUCUUGACGCCAUUGCCUCAACCGCAAGUUCUGUCCUCAAACUACUUUGGCCAAGACUUUGGUCUGAACUACUACCAGGGAAUGGAUAUGUACGGGUACCAGUGGAAGUCACCUGUGCAGGCAGUGCAAACAGUGCAGGCAGUACAGCCGGUGCAACCGGUGCAGCCGAUGUCGCCGUGGAUGUCGCGUACAACGUCGACAACAGAUUUUAGCUUGCGCUCGCAGUCACCGUUCGCACCGCAGAUUGGGUUUCUGAUGCCAAAGUCAGAGGUCCUCGAGGCAAGUGCCCAGGUGACGACUCCCAUCCAGGAAAAUGGACAGGCGAAUGGCCAGGUGGCUGUCCCCUCGCCGACGAAGGCCUCAUCUGCAGCUCCAUCUCCGGAACAAAAGCCCAAGGAGGAAAAGAAGGUUUUCAAGGAGACCACCCCAGAAGUAGAAGCGUCGGUGGAAGUUGCUCCAGAAGUUUCCACGGAGAUUCUUGCUGCGGCUCCAACUUCAGUAGCUCCUUGGGCCUCUGCCUCUACCAAGGACGCCGCCCCAAAGCUCAAUCUCAAGGAAAUCCAGGCCAUCGAAGCCAAGAAGCUUCAGGAAAGCUUGCGUCUCCAGGAACAGGCGCGUGAACAACAGCGUCUCCUCCUUGCCUCGCGUAUUCUCGCGGAAGGGGUCGAGCUUGAAAGCAGGCCAACGCUUCCAGCGACAGCCUCCUGGGCGUCCACCAGCAGCGCUCUGACGCAGACUCCAAAGAAGACCCUUGCAGAGAUCCAGAAGGAGGAGGCAGAGGCUGCCAGAGUCAAGCAGGUGAAGCCAGUGGCCAAGCCAGACGCCAGUUUCUCGGCAUUUGCCGCUGCUGCCGUGCCGGCUGACGGCGCCUGGACCGUUGUUGGGAAGAAGCCAAAGGCUGUACCAGCGACUACGGCGAUUCCAGCGGCAAAGCCGGUGGCGGUUGCCGCUGCUGCCCCUAGGGUCGUUGCUGCUGCUGCUGCUCCAACGACAGUCGCGAUCUCCACGCCACGCGAGGAGUUCCUCAGCUGGGCCCGCACCAAUAUUAUCGGUUUGAACAGCGGUGUCAAUAAAGAGGAGGUGUUAAACAUGUUGCUCAUGCUUCCAGCCGGUGCAGAAUCUUCUGAGAUUAUUGCCGAUACUAUUUACUACAACUCUUCCACCAUGGACGGCAGACGUUUUGCUUCCGAGUUCUUGAAGCGUCGUCGUGCGGUUGAGCAGACUAGCGCCAGUGCCAGCGACGGCUCCUGGAGCGACGCCUUGCGCAGUACCAAGGUUGUGACCGAGGAUAACGACGGCUGGGGAGCCGCCUUUAAGGUGGUGUCCAAGAAGAAGGGCAAGCGCGUGGUGUAGAGAGAAGAAAAGAGCCGUGUAGAGUAGUGUAUAAAAGAAUAAACCGUUAAACCUGUAUCUAUGACAAAUCCAAACCCCAAAGUAAAU